Molecule: messenger RNA, 837 nt
Organism: Staurois parvus
Lineage: Eukaryota; Metazoa; Chordata; Amphibia; Anura; Ranidae
Source: the annotation of a GenBank genome assembly
UAUACUUGGACAGAGGGGUGGUGGUGGACGUGGUAUACUUGGACAGAGGAGUGGCGGUGGACGUGGUAUACUUGGACAGAGGAGUGGCUGUGGACGUGGUAUACUUGGACAGAGGGGUGGCGGUGGAUGUGGUAUACUUGGACAGAGGGGUGGCUGUGGACGUGGUAUACUUGGACAGAGGAGUGGCGGUGGAUGUGGUAUAUACUUGGACAGAGGGGGGGGGGUGGCGGUGGAUGUGGUAUACUUGGACAGAGGGGUGGCUGUGGACGUGGUAUAAUUGGACAGAGGGUGGUGGUGGACGUGGUAUACUUGGACAGAGGGGGUGGCGGUGGACGUGGUAUACCUGGACAGAGGGGGUGGCGUGGCGGUGGAUGUGGUAUACUUGGACAGAGGGGUGGUGGUGGAUGUGACGUGGUAUACUUGGACAGAGGGGUGGCGGUGGACGUGGUAUACUUGGACAGAGGGGUGGCGGUGGAUGUGGUAUACUUGGACAUAGGGGUGGCGGUGGACGUGGUAUACUUGGACAGAGGGGUGGUGGCGGUGGACGUGGUAUACUUGGACAGAGGGGUGGCGGUGGACGUGGUAUACUUGGACAGAGGAGUGGCGGUGGAUGUGGUAUACUUGGACAGAGGGGGGCUGGCGGUGGACGUGGUAUACUUGGACAGAGGAGUGGCGGUGGAUGUGGUAUACUUGGACAGAGGGGUGGCGGUGGAUGUGGUAUACUUGGACAGGGGUGUGGGGUGGCGGGUAUACUUGGACAGUGAAAAGGCUAAAAUAUGGUAUUCAGAGAGUAGUGGUUAAUGAUUCAUACUCUGAAUGGUCUGGGGGUGUCAGUGG